AUGACGAAGCAUCCAUCGUCGUUCAACUCGAAUCACCUCUCAAGAUUACUUAACGCGCCCCCUGCCAAGCCGCGAAACAGAGAAGGCCACGGACCCGUACGUGGGCUUUGUCCAUUGGCACCGAAUAACGUGAACACAAUGGCUGGAGGAGCUAUCGCAGCACACAAUCUAGGCUUUGAUGGAGUCACCGCCAGGCUCGUUAGCGAUCCAAAGUACGAUUUUUCAGGAAAUAUUUGGAAUUUGCGGGAAGCUGUGGAUUCGUACAGUGUGGAGGACCAUUGGGGACGUCAUUCUUUUUGUAUAGGCGUCAGAAGCGGUGCUGACUCCCCAACGCAUCGUGGUCUCCAGGGGCAUGGUCAAACCCUUUUUUCGAAGGAACCCUAA
Ostertagia ostertagi is the source of this 384-nucleotide messenger RNA. The record is from the annotation of a GenBank genome assembly. NCBI's taxonomy places the organism in Eukaryota, Metazoa, Nematoda, Chromadorea, Rhabditida, Trichostrongylidae.